Messenger RNA from Klebsormidium nitens, 903 nucleotides. The record is from the annotation of a GenBank genome assembly. NCBI's taxonomy places the organism in Eukaryota, Viridiplantae, Streptophyta, Klebsormidiophyceae, Klebsormidiales, Klebsormidiaceae.
AUGACGCCAGCAGAGAGGGCUGUGGGUUCAGCUGACGUCAGAGUCAGGCGCCUGAUCCUCCGGACGCUUCCUAGGUUCUUCAUCCUCCAAUCUGUGCGAGAGCAGACCGGCAAAAGCACGAUUUUCCUAAAUGCGGUCAUGAGCCACGCGCUUAACCAUUUCCAAGACCUUGCAACUCUUCGUGGCUCGACUGCCCUCCUUCUGUCAUUGGCAUUUGCCCUGAGCGAACCGGCUCUGGAGGACAACCUUUUUCGCGUUGCGGGCAGAGUUCUUUUUGAGUCGAAGGAUACGAUGGUCAUUAAGUUCACGAUCACCAUGCUUCGCGGUAUUGAGCGCACCCGCCUCGGCAUCAAGGGGUUCCUCUCCAAACCCCUGGCCCCGAACCCUACCCUCAGAUCCGCCGCUCUUGCUCUGGUGCUUUGCUCGGAGCAGUUAGAUGACAAAGACCGCUCUUUCAUGGUAGUCCUGGCGAGGGCUCUCGAGUAUGGGACGAUGGUUGCGCUUGCGGAUCCGGACAAAUGUCCCCUGCCUGGUCUAAGCAGUGAAGAAGACAUAAGAAGACUGGCGAAUGCAGAUCCCUGUGCGCGCCAGCGCGCGCACGAGCUGCGGACGCUUCUUGCGAAAGGAGUAGAUGCGGACGGUGACUUCUGCGUGCGCUUCGUGCGCGCAAAUGCCUCGAAAGAUGCGGGGAUGGUGGAGCAGGAAGUUGAAAAGAUGGGGAUCAAGCGGCAACACAGGAAGAUGGCGACGCGGUGUUCCAGGCCGGGGUGCGACAAGGUGGAAACUAGACCAAGAGAUUUCCAAUUGUGCGGGAGUUGCAAGCUCGCGGUCUACUGCGGAAGAGAAUGCCAGCGAAGGGCUUGGAAGGCAGGCCACAAGGACACUUGCCAGAAGACAGGCUGA